Molecule: messenger RNA, 906 nt
Organism: Perkinsus marinus ATCC 50983
Lineage: Eukaryota; Perkinsozoa; Perkinsida; Perkinsidae
Exons: 5
Source: RefSeq, a predicted model, not a curated record
UGCGUGCAGCACUCGCAGGGGAAGGAGAUACGUCCAGAAGUUUUGAAGCUUUGGGAUAGAGCCGAAUGCUACUUCGAUAGGCCGAAAUUGCGUCGCCGAGCUGACGGGCGAUUAGAAGAUCAGGCGCUAGCUACCGACAUCCGCUAUGGCAUUGGCGAGAAGGGAAAGAGAAAAAGGUCGUCUGAGAUGCCUUCCGGCAGCCGUUCUGAGCCAUCUAAGGAACAUAAAAGCCAGCGGAGACAGCAGCAAGGUUCCGCUCCAUCCGGUACCAUCCCAAUAAGGCGAGUGCGAAGACCUGACCCUUCAAUUUUGGGUAGUUCAAUGCAAGAGCUGGAGGAAGAAGAGACUAUCGUAGCAGCGAACACAAGCUGGUCCGCGUGUCGACUUAGAGUUGAAGAUGGGGACGCUGGAGAACACUCGAUCGUAUAUUCCGGAUCUGGCGAGAUAGCGAGUGCAACCAACACAUCGGACGCAACUACUUCCGAAUUGAGAGGUAUCCCUGAAUGCCAAACGGUUGGUAAUACUGGGCGGUUACCAGAGGAGGAGCAACACUCAGGAAGCGGCAGAACUCUACCCUCAGGCGAAAUUGGCCCGAUACAUACCAAAUCAUCGCGGGAUUCGUUACCUAUUGCUCUGAGGAAACCUCGACGAAGAAGACGAUUUGAUUACAGACUAUUCGGCGCAGACGGUAUUCGUUGCUAUACCGAUGAACCCGAAAGUAGUGAAGGUGGUAGAGAAGUUCUCUCCGAGAGCAGGUGAAAGCCUGAGCAGAAGUGAAGAAUCUUGCAUGAAGACGGUAUCUUCAUCGUAGUAUGAACGAAUCGUGGUCUAGUCGAUAUCUACUCUGACUAGUAGUCACUGACUACCAUGACUAAUUUGAUGAAACACAACCGUGCAUUUGUCAAC